Messenger RNA from Paramuricea clavata, 1456 nucleotides. The record is from the annotation of a GenBank genome assembly. NCBI's taxonomy places the organism in Eukaryota, Metazoa, Cnidaria, Anthozoa, Malacalcyonacea, Plexauridae.
AUGUCUGACAAUGCUAAAAGAAUUGUAUGUGGUAUAGAAGGACAUAAAACCAUGCUAUUAAGCCAAAAAAAAGGGACAGAUCAAAGAAAUAUCUAUACUAUAGACUUCAGUGCUCUUGAAAAUCUUCCCGAAGUCAACCGAAGCAUAAUACAUCAACCAGAACCAAGUCAACAAAUUUCUGCAAGUAGUUGGUCAGGUGAAGGUAUGUCGUGAAAAUUUAUACCGUAUAUUAAGACCCUUUUGAAGUUUGACAUUCGACUAAUAAUAAAUGCUUAGCUCUACAUGAACUGAUUUGGUGUAAUUAUUUAAUGUUUUUGACUUUUUGGCAUGUAUUAAAACUCGUCACGACUCAGACAGUCAACUCAAAGGUUUGUUGAUUUUAAUUUUAUAUGUUUGUAUUUAUAAUACUGCAGUUGGUGUCAGUGUGAUAGAAGAUACUGUGUCAGGUAAAGAAGCAGUAGAUGUUGAUAAUGAUGGAGAACCAGGAGAAGAAGCAUUUCUCGAGGAAUACGCUGCCGAGGGUUUGAUAGAGGAAGUCAGAAGUCGCCCUUGCUUGUGGAACACCUCGUUGAGGGUUUACAAAGAAGCAAACAGAAAGAAAAUUGCAUGGGAACAGAUUGCUCAAAAAUUUAGCAAAGAUGGUUAGUUUGUGUAUAUGAUUAUUUAUACUGUCAAUAGUGAUUAAUUAUACUGUCAUUUUAAUUAUAUUAUUUAAUUAUGUCAAUUUAAUUAAUUAAUUAUACUGUCAACAGCCGUGCCUUCAUCUGUAGUCCCGGAUAGAACGGGCCAUUCCAUGUAAUAUAGGCCACCCCCUAUUGAGUGGUCUAGAUUUCCAACAAGGGAGGGGGUCUUUUAUUUAAAUUUUCCACAAAAUGGCCCAAUACACUCAAUGUUGCCAUCUGAUAUUACUGUUUUUGUUGUGUUUCUGUUUUUGUUAUGCAGCUCAGGUUUUUACCUUUUGUGAACACUAUAUUCUUAAAAAGUAAAAACAUGUUGUGUUUAGUUAUAAAUAAUAAUAAGUAUAUUUACUCAGCCUGCAACAGCCUGAAAAGGUUUUCCAGAAGGUUUCCUUCUCCCUAACACAUGCUGAUGCUUGUCUUUAAUAAUUAUCAUAUUUUUUGUUUUCUACAGUAGUUGAUUUUCUGAAGCUUCAGUGGAAGUAUUUAAAAGACAAUUUGAAACGAUGUCUUGACAGGCGAAACAGGGAAAUGAGAUCUGGCGCAGCUGCAUGUAAAACGUCGACAUGCAAGUAUUUUGAAAACUUAGCAUUUCUGCAGGAUAAAAUUGCAAAUCGAGAUACAGUUAGCAAUGUGAAACUUGGUUUAGGAUCAACAGCAGAUUCAUCUUUGUUGCCAGAGCAACCUGUAGUUACAAUCAAAGAUGAAGAAACACCAUCUGUCAAGAAAAGAAAAGAAAAGCAUUGGACGGUGUUAUAUGUUCUCAUGAAAACAGACCG